This is a messenger RNA of Symbiodinium necroappetens, 301 nucleotides long. The record is from the annotation of a GenBank genome assembly. NCBI's taxonomy places the organism in Eukaryota, Dinophyceae, Suessiales, Symbiodiniaceae.
AUGGAUAGGUUCGAACGCGAGGUCACCCGCAUCUAUGCUGUCGAUCACUCCAAGCCGCCAUUGGGAGAGGGAAAGUCCCGGCCAAGCAACUUCUUCCCUGCCCGGAAUGUGGCAGACUCGCUCAGGCACAUGCGUGCAGCCUGCGAGAAUCUCGAGGCCGAGCUACAAGAGGACGGGAGGAUCUUUGAGCCUCUCGACGAUGUGUUCAUGUCACGUCAGCUCAUAGCAGCAGACUUCGACCUCGGCAAGACCACCGAGGUCGUCCGGAAGUACGUGGCGUGGCGACAGAGCAUUCGUGGAG